This is a messenger RNA of Formica exsecta, 1756 nucleotides long. Its product is annotated as coiled-coil domain-containing protein 50. The record is from RefSeq and is a predicted model, not a curated record. Lineage: Eukaryota; Metazoa; Arthropoda; Insecta; Hymenoptera; Formicidae. The annotation marks the transcript as partial. The transcript is spliced from 4 exons.
GCGGACAGAGCGCGAGAAAAUGCAAUUAAGCGAAAAACGGAUCUCGUUCUCGUGCGCGUCACGAUUAGUCAUUGCAUUGGCAUUCAUACAUUGUAUUUGUGCGAAUUUUCAGUGUGUCGCGAGUGGCUGGUGCACGAGGAUGGGGCGUUGGCCUACCGGCUUCAGGAUGAAGAAAUCAAGGAGCAUUAUACUGGCAACAAGACGCGUAACGCACAAGUGAGGGAAGAUGUGCCACGAGCCAGAGUUGAACAGGAAUUGGAAGCGUUGAGAUAUCAAAACUACGUUCAACAACAGGAAGAGAGAGAUGCGCUUGUCGCACGGCAAAUCGCGCUUUCCCUGGAGCGAGAAGAGAGACAGAGAGAGCGUGAGCUUCAAGACCUGAUGAGAUUACAAUUAAGAUUAGGAGAUGAAGCUAUACAGCAGGACAUUGAAAAGCGUAUACAGGAAGAAAAAGAUGAGGAACUGGCGAGGAAGUUGCAGCAAGAGGAGAAAGGAGAUCAUCCGGACUGUCCAGGAGAUGAGCAAUUAAUGUUGGAUCAAAAACUGGCGAUGGAAACGCAGGACGCUGAGUUGGCACGGAUGCUUCAGGACAAAGAACGAGCAAAGGCGCGUAAAGCGCGAGAGAGAGCGAAACAAAAAAAGCUGGAGCGCGAACGUUUGCAACAACAGCAACAGUUCGAAGAGCAGAAUCUCACGGCGCGACCACCAAGACCGGACAGAUUGGACUUGAAGACUCCGCCAGUCAAGAACCGAGCCCGUCAUCCAGUCAACUAUUCUCAGUAUCCAGAUCCCGAAGAAAUCCAGACGUUGGAUGAUCCCGUUGACGGUUCACAAGAAGUGGCGAAUGUCGCGGCUAUCAUCGAUCCCACUUAUAACGCGCAUCGUGGCACUUCCAGCAGCUCGAGCAGCACGAUAAGUCCCGUUUACGCCUUGCCAACGCCGUCGCAAGAGCUGAUGAUCGACGAAGCACCAUGUUACAUGCCGAUCCAAGGCCAGCGACGGAAUCAAGCCCAAUCGCCGUCCAACGCACAUGAAGAGAAGCACAAGCGACGCGUUAAGGACGGGUGUAAGCAUCAGUGAGUGAGAGAGAGAGAGAGAGAGAGAGAGAGAAAGAAAGAGGGAUGCUGUGAGAGAGAAGAGAGAAUUGAGAAAUCAGUAUUUUUAAAAUAAAAUAUAUUCUGUCCUUUUUCUUUUUUUAUUGCCAUUUAACGAUAACAUAAGUUGAUAAAUAACUGAUUCAUUUCUAAAAGGUUCUUGUCUAAAGAGAUGCGAUUUUGUUAUGCAUUGAUGAACACAUUUAUCUGAUACAUGUAUUUACUUUCAGAAAAUGUAUAAAUCUCUCUCAGGAUUUUUUGAUUAUUUUACACUGACAGGAUUUGCUGCCAUACGUUAUGCGACGAUGUAAUUCGCAUUAUGCAAAGUACAAUGUGCCUUUUAAAGGGCAUAAAAAUUUGAAACGGCCUUGAUAACACAAGUUGACAACUUAUCUAGCAAUAUAAAUUGAAGUUGACAAUUAUCUAUUCAAAUAGAUAUAUUAUACCGUCCUCGAUUUUGUAUUUAUGUUUCUCGUGUCCAUAAUUCUUACGAAAUAUAUGACAUUAGUGUAAAAAUUGCUUUAUCAAUGACAAUGCUUUACAAUAUUAAAAUUUUGAUACCUUCAGCAAGAGAGUUGAAGCGAAAGAAGAUAUUAUAGACAAUCAUGAAAUGAUUUGCAAGAGAUAUAUAUUGUGACACACACUUAGAUAUGGCAAAAAAA